GCGUCACGUGACUCGGAGCUACAUAUGGAACUCCGCGGCUCCGCGGCGUGAACCAGCAUGGCCGGCCGCCCCUGGGUGCUCGUGUCCGCCCUGCUGCUGCUCCUGAGCGGCUCCCGCGGACACAUUUACCCGCUGAGCGACGAGCCGGGACCGGGGAGAGUGUUUGACGGGAUCGGGGGUCUGAGCGGGGGAGGGGCCACGUCCCGGCUGCUGGUGAACUACGCAGAACCGUACCGGAGCCAGAUCCUGGACUACCUGUUCAAGCCGAACUUCGGAGCGUCCCUGCACAUCUUAAAGGUGGAGAUCGGAGGAGACGCCCAGACUACAGAUGGAACGGAAGCGUCUCACAUGCACUACGAGAACGACCAGAACUACUUCAGAGGGUACGAGUGGUGGCUGAUGAAGGAGGCCAAGAAGAGGAACCCCGACAUCAUACUGAUGGGGCUGCCCUGGGCCUUCCCCGGUUGGGUCGGGAACGGGAAGAACUGGCCCUACGACUUCCCAGACAUCACCGCGGCGUACGUGGUCAACUGGAUCCUCGGUGCCAAGACGUACCACGACCUGGACAUCCGGUUUGUCGGGAUUUGGAAUGAGCGACAGUACGACGUCAAGUACAUCAAGCUGCUCCGCUACACUCUGGAUAAGAGCGGGCUGAAACGGGUCGGGAUCGUAGCCAGCGACAACCUGUGGGAGCCCAUUUCCCUGUCGCUGCUGCGCGACGCUGAGCUCAGCGCAGCGGUAGACGUGAUUGGGGCUCACUACCCGGGAACCACCACGGUGCCGCAGGCCCUGAAGACGGGGAAGAAGCUGUGGGCGUCGGAGGAUUACAGCACCUUCAACCAGGAGGAGGGAGGAGGCUGCUGGGCUCGCAUCCUCAACCAGAACUACGUCAACGGUCACAUGACCUCAACCAUCUCCUGGAACCUGGUAGCCAGCUACUACGAGGACCUGCCGUUCGGCCGGUGUGGCCUGAUGACGGCGCAGGAGCCCUGGAGCGGAAACUACGUGGUGUCUUCCCCGAUCUGGAUCUCAGCCCACACGACCCAGUUCGCCCAGCCGGGCUGGACGUACCUGCAGACCGUGGGACACCUGGAGAAGGGCGGGAGCUACGUAGCGCUGACGGACGGGAACGGAAACCUGACCGUCGUCAUAGAAACCAUGACCCACGAGCACUCGGCCUGCAUCAGACCCCCCCUCCUGCCCUACAACCUGACGGCCCAGAACGCAACGUUCCAGCUGAAAGGCUCCUUCGCCUCUGUCCCGGAGCUCCAGGUCUGGAGGUCUCGGUUCAACUUCAAGACCAAGAAGCCGUCGCUCUUCCAGAAGCUUCCUCCGCUGAAGCUGGUAGACGGGUCCCUGACCCUCAGCCUGGCGGAGGACGAGGUCUACACCCUCACCACCAUCACCAGCGGCAGGAGGGGCAGCUACCCCGAACCCCCGCCCUCCGCCCGCUUCCCCAAGCUCUACAAGGACGACUUUGACCUCCGAAACCCCCCCUUCAGCGAACCCCCCAACUUGGCGGACCAGACGGGCGUGUUCGAGUACUUCCUGAACCUGUCGGACCCGGGGCCGCACGUCCGCACGCUGAGGCAGGUGGUGACGCAGAGACCCGUCACCUGGGUGGCCGACGCCGACCAGACCAUCACCGUCAUCGGAGACCACCAGUGGAAGGACCUGACGGUGUCGUGUGACGUGUUCAUGGAGGCGGCCCAGACGGGCGGCGUGUUCGUGGCGGCGCGGGUCGACCAGGGCGGAGGUUUGGUCCGCCGGGCCAAGGGAGUUUUCUUCUGGGUGUUCUCUAACGGAGACUUCAAGGUCACCUCGGACCUGGCGGGACAGACGGUGCUGACGGAGGGCCAGUCCGGGACCGGGGCCUUCAGCUGGGUCACCCUCACGCUGGUCGUCAAGGGCCAGACGGCGUCCGGGUUUCUGGACGGGAAGCCUCUCUGGAACCACACGGCGCUGUUGGCGCCGCCGAGCGGCUGGACGGCGCUGGGAACCCGCUCCUUUGAGCUGGCGCAGUUCGACAACUUCGCCGUGGCGGCCGAGUAACCGUGGUAACCAGAGUAACCGGCCGCUGCUGGACCUGAGCGCUGGUUUGAUUCCUGACAUGUGAAGACCCCGCCCCCCCGAUGGGUCUGACGGGUUUCAGACGGAGGAGAAUCGUUGUAUGAAACCUGUUUCCUGAUAACGUCGUUGAGACUUUAUCUGUGAUUGUUGGAACAUUGAAGGGAACCGCCUUCGUGCCUUUGAGCAAGGCCCUUGACGUGACAAUAGCAGCUGCUCCGAGUCCACCUACAGGUUAAAUGCACAUAAUAAUUUGUCCUUUUGGGACGGAUAAAGGCUAAUUAUAAAAAUAAAAUAAAAUGGGUCGGUCCAGAUUGAUUUCUCUUUGUAACUUGACUCAGGACCAAAACUACGGAAGUAGAUUUGUUUCUUAAUUGUUCAAUCAAAAAAAAUGUAUUUCAAUCAAAGAAAAAAAUUAUUUGAACGCAAAGAAAUAUUUGAGACAAAAAAAGGCAUUUGAACAUUGUUUUUCUUCGAUUGGAGAUGUUUUCAAAAUAAUUCAAUAAAAAAAAAUGAGUUCAAAACUUUUUUCACUUCAAUCAAAAAAAACUUCAAAUGCAAUUGUUUGGGUCUCAAAUAUUUUUAAUAUUUUUUCAACUAGAUUUAUUCUUUGCAUUCAAAUACUUUUUUUCUUUGAUUUGAGAUACAUUUAUUUUAUUGAAGUGAUUUUUUUUUUUUUAAAUUUAAAACAUUUUCUUUUUGAAGCAACUUUUUUUGAUUAAAUGAUAAAGACACACAUUUCCUACCCAUAAUAAUAUGGCCCAAACACAAAAAAAACACUACUUAAAUCAAAAAAGUUGCUUCAAACAAAAAAAUUCACUUCUACCAGAGAAAACAUUUCCAAUCAAAGAAAAACAGAUUGAAAUAAUUUUUUUUUAUUGAAGUGAAAACAUUUUUUUUAUUGAAAAUAUAUUUUUUGAUUGAAGCAAUCUUUUUUUGGAUUGAAUAAUUAAGAAACAAAUCUAUAUCCAUACACAACUCGUCUCUGCAGGGUUUUACUUUGUUAAGAUUUACUUAAAGGUUCUAAAGCGUUGGAACUGGAACAGCGGCUUCGGCGCUGAUUUAUUCUGAAUAUUUGUGAUUUUUGUGACGAGUUCACCUUGAAAUGUGAUUGGAUUUAUAUCGUUUGUUUUCCUGCUGCCUUUUAUUUCAAAAAUAGAUUUUUCUUUCCUAACAGUUAUUUAAUUGUAUUUGUGUUUGUGUUUGAAAUCCCUCCUGAUUGUAGCUUGAAAUCUGAUGGUUGAUUACAAUCCUCACUGUUUACAACCGGGAACAAGUGCCGCUGGUGCUUUAAUUAAUAAAUUACACCUGAUUCCAGAA
This is a messenger RNA of Cololabis saira (Pacific saury), 3387 nucleotides long. RefSeq names its product galactosylceramidase b (gene galcb). The transcript is spliced from 17 exons. Gene Ontology annotation, cellular component: lysosome. The record is from RefSeq and is a predicted model, not a curated record. NCBI's taxonomy places the organism in Eukaryota, Metazoa, Chordata, Actinopteri, Beloniformes, Belonidae. Gene Ontology annotation, biological process: galactosylceramide catabolic process. Gene Ontology annotation, molecular function: galactosylceramidase activity. The coding region runs from base 58 to 2052 and encodes 664 amino acids.